This is a messenger RNA of Neogale vison (American mink), 6810 nucleotides long. RefSeq names its product golgi reassembly stacking protein 1 (gene GORASP1). Bases 3565 to 4956 code for a protein of 463 amino acids. The transcript is spliced from 8 exons. The record is from RefSeq and is a predicted model, not a curated record. Gene Ontology annotation, cellular component: Golgi apparatus. Gene Ontology annotation, biological process: Golgi organization. Gene Ontology annotation, molecular function: protein binding. Lineage: Eukaryota; Metazoa; Chordata; Mammalia; Carnivora; Mustelidae.
CGGACGGGAUGGGACGUCUGAUCGUCGGCUCGAGUGCGGCAGCGGCAGGGUCCCAGUCCCCCGAGCGGCCGGGGUGUGCCUCCUUCCCGGUGGGGCGUGUGCCGCCUUCCCGGUGGGAGCCGCCUGCGGGAGGCUUUCUGGCCCCGGCCCAUGUGCGGCCGGGUCUGCCCGGCGCCGGCCCCGAGUGCCAGCCGUGCAGGAAGCGGGAGCGUUUCCUGGUCCGGUCCGGACCGGAAUGGCACUUCUCCCAGGUGGAAGAUUGCAUCAGGUCCAGCCGGGACGCACUUGUGCACCCGGGUCAUGUUUGUGAUCGCCUUCUUGAUGGGCCUGGGAAGAGAGCCAGCAAGGCCAAGACCCUAGGUCCCUGUCGGGAUGGCCAGGUGGACGCCGACUGCCACGGGGCCUGCCGGCGCGUAUCCCGCCGACGGGCCUCCGGUUCCGGGCUGGAGGAGCAGUGCCAACCGGCCAGGGAGAGCCGCAGCGGGAGAGCCAGGAGACUGCCGCAGAAGGCGGGGUGCGAGCGUUGGCAGCAGGGGAGGGACGAGUCUGGACAAGCAGUUCUGGACAAAGUGGAGACGGAGCGGGGUUCCUAGAGUCUGAAGGUGAGGAGAGGGCCCGCAGCCAGAUGGAGAGCUGGGGUGGUAGUGGAGAAGGAGGUGCUGAAACGGAGGUGAGCGGGGCACGAGGGUCUCCAAACUCACAGCGCAGCGGGGAAGGACCUCGUGCUUCUCCACGGGCACCCUGGAUGGAUUGCAGAGCUGAGUGUAGGCAGGCAAGCUGGUCAGUUUGGUACCUGGCUGCUGAGGGGUGUCUGAAGCUCUGUUAACCACAAGAGGGGAGGGUGAAAGAAGGGGGUUCCCAAAAGGCAAGCCAGCUUGGCUUCAAGACCCAGAGUUGACAGGCUCAUGUUUGGCAAUGGGCUUUCUCUGGUUGGCAUCACAGUGAGGCACCUGACAGAAAAGUGGACAGCGGAACGCCUCCCAUCAGGAGAAUCUUUCAGCAGGUUGAUGGAAAGCAAAGAGAUUGAGGACUUGACGAGAGGGGAGAGGUGGGGCAGUGGUGGGGGGGAAUGUGGGAGAGGGGCUGAGUGGAGAGGUCAAGAGAUUGGAGGUCUUCCAUCCACAAAAACAGGUAUUUUUGAGCACAUUCUGGGUGCCAGAGAUAAAGCAGUGGACAGAACAGACACCGUCCCUCAUCUCAUGGAGCUUAUCCUUUGUUGCUGGCACAGAGAGGAGGGAGACAGACGAAACAGAAAUAUAUGCUAGGCGGUGAGCAGUGCGAGGAGAAGAAAGGAGAGGAAGAGCAUACAGAGGAUGAGUGGGUGCUGUUUUGGAUAGAGGGGUCAGGAAGACAUCUGGGAGGGAAGGAGUGGACAUUACAGAUACUUAGAGGAAGAGCAUUCUGGGACGGUUGGGUUGAGAAAGCAGGAGAUGAGGCUGGUGUCCAGAAAUGGGGUGGCCCAUGUGAGGAGGACAAGUGCUAAAGGAAGAGACCAGACUUUGCAGGGCCUCUCGUGUCCUGAAGAUCAGGAUUUUCUCCUGCGCUGUGGAACGGGGGACGUUUUCCGUGGAAGUGUGACCUUACCUACUUACAUUUUUUAAAAACUGAAGAACAUGUCUGUUGUCUUCUGUAAAUACUGGUGUUCUUACUGUGCACCAGGCACGUUGGAGAAGUCCUUGCCCUCAGUGAGAUUAGAGGCCUGGAGGGUCCCCCAGGAAAUGGUUGUUACCUGUCCAGGCUCUGGGUUGGACUUCCUGGAGUCAGAUUUCUGAAUAAUGGAGUGCUUUUCCUCCUGGGGAAGUCAGUGCUAGUAAGAGUUAAACACAAGGUAGGGCAGGUCCCCUGGCACGAAGCCAUUCCUCAGCAAGUGUCAGCUGCUGUCCCUUUAAUUACAUUAGAUUCCCUGAUGGGGAACACAGUGAAAGGUGGUGGGAAACCAGCAAGCAUCGAGUGGCUGCGAGGUGGAGGGUGUUGGGAGCCCCCAAAGGAGAGCUGGACAGGGGACAGCACUUAUGGCGGGAGCGGGGGUGUAGUGGCAAGCCAUGCAGAUUAGCUCUGCUCCAGAGCCCUAGAGGGUGAUUGCAAGGUUGGGGGCAGGGGCAGUGGAGUACAGCCAGAAGACAAGGUCAUGGCAGAGGGUGGUGAGAGGGCCUGGGGAUUGGAGGCUUGAGCUUCUGGACCUCAGUAAUGCUGGAGGGCAGCUGACAAGGAGUAACUGAGGAGGGGAGCGGGCUGGCAGCUGGGUGGCACUGGCCUCAGGAGCAGGGGGAGGCAGGAGUGGCAUGGAUGAGGUCCUGAGCUGGGAAGGAGGACUACCUCCGCAUUCGCUGUCCCUGAGUAACAGUCCAGUGGCUUUCAAAAGACACCUUGUCCCAGCUUUCCCGUGGAGGGAGAGGGGCAGGGCUCAGAGCUCCCCUGUUGCAGGCCAACUGGGACUGGAGUUGGUUUCUGGGCUCACUGUCAUUGGAAGCCAUGGCAAGCUCCUGGGGAUGGCAAGCAGGGCCUCAGUGGGUGGUGACCCAGCUAGAAGGGCGUUCUAAUUCCAGGGGUGAAUUACCCUGGAUCCCAAGGCGUGGGGUGAGCUCUCCUUCAGCUUGGGGAAUCCAAGACUAUAGGGGCUGGUGGGUGGCCGAAGCCCCAGGGCCUUCCCAUGGUGGAUGCAUCCGGAACCUGAAGCCACAGGAGCCCUGGCCAGGCAUUAGUCCUCUGGGCUAAUGCCUGGCCAGCAGGACAUCAAGUGCUCACAGCCAAAGGCCUGAGGGUGUGGGGCCCACUGCAGGGUCCAGCCCUGGGGAUAAAGGCUGCAUUGUUUGAGCAAGGCUCUGUAAAUGAGGCCUUUGAGAUGGAUUUUUACCCCAGCUGGGAGGCCUGGUUGCUGUGUUUUUGGAGACAGCAGUGAGUUCCAGAAUACAGGGCUGGAGGCCCCCUUGGGCUCCGGAGUGGCUCCUGGGAGGGAGGAGGAGCCAUUCCACACAGAAGGGGAGACUAGGCUGUGAGGCUGGGAUUCAUCCCUGCUUCUGGGACUCCCUCUUGCAGGACUCCCAGCUCAGGCACAUCCCCUGUCCCUUGGGUCUUCUUCCCUCAGCUGCACUCCUCAGUAGGUCCCACACCUGCCCAGCUGAGCUUGGAUCUGUCACCACAGGGUCUGCACUCUGGGAUCUGGCCACAGGCUGCCCACCCUCUCUGUCUUUCUGAGCACACCCCUGGUUCCGUCUGUUCUGGGGCCCUCCCUUCCUGUCCACAUCUAAACCUUUCUGGUAAACCUGCUGGCUUCCCAGUGGCCCCACCUUCCCCACAGGCCUGUGGUGCCCUGUGUCUGUGUGGCCUCCUAGAAGCUCCCAGGGCUACCCUGGGCUCUCCUGUGAGGCAUCUCUGGAAGUAUGAUGUGUGACCCAACAAGAGCCAUUUCCCAAAGAGAACAGUCUUGCCCAGGUAAGUAGCCAGAGGGUGGAGUUACCUUGACUGUGCUCACCGGUCACCUGCCUACAACAGUUUGUGCAGGGCCCGGGUUCUUGCUGUGACACCGAAAGUGGUGAUGGAUGGUCUCUGAAAUUGUGAACAUGGAUGGGGGCUUCUCGGAGAGUCACGAGGCUGGUGCCUGCUGUGACUGUGGCCUCUGCUGUGGGACAGGUGCAGGAGAACUCCCCAGCCCAGCAGGCAGGCCUGGAACCCUACUUUGAUUUCAUCAUCACCAUCGGGCACUCGAGGCUGAACAAGGAGAAUGACACGCUGAAGGCCCUGCUGAAGGCCAAUGUGGAGAGGCCUGUGAAGCUGGAGGUGUUUAACAUGAAGACCAUGAAGGUGCGGGAAGUGGAGGUGGUGCCCAGCAACAUGUGGGGCGGCCAGGGCCUGCUGGGGGCCAGUGUGCGCUUCUGCAGCUUCCGCAGAGCCAGCGAGCACGUGUGGCACGUUCUGGACGUGGAACCCUCUUCACCUGCCGCCCUUGCUGGCCUGCGCCCAUACACAGACUAUGUGGUUGGCUCAGACCAGAUCCUCCAGGAGUCCGAGGACUUCUUUACGCUUAUCGAGUCCCAUGAGGGGAAGCCCCUGAAGCUGAUGGUUUACAACUCCGAAUCCGACUCCUGCCGGGAGGUGACUGUAACUCCCAACGCAGCCUGGGGUGGAGAGGGCAGUCUGGGGUGUGGUAUUGGCUACGGGUAUCUGCACCGGAUCCCAACCCAGCCUCCCAGCCACCACAAGAAGCCACCUGACGCCCCUCCACCGGACGCCCUGCCACCUGACGCCCCGCCACCUGACGUCUUGCCAUCUGGUGCCCCGCCACCUGGUGCCCCGCCACCUGACACCCCGCCUCCUGAUGCCCCGCCGCCUGGACCCACCCCUCAGGACUCUCCUGCCUCUUCAGGCCUGGAGACAGGCUCCAGGCAGGAUGACUACAUGGAGGCCCUGCUGCAGGCACCCAGCUCCUUCAUGGAGGGACAGUUUUCUGAGCCUGGGAGUCCCAGCCGUGGUGCUCCAGACCUUGGGGGAUUUCCACAUCCCAUGGAGACACCUCUUCAACCUCCACCUCCAGUGCAGCGUGUCAUGGACCCAGGCUUCCUGGAUGUGUCAGGUAUCUCUGUCUUGGACAGCAGCAAUGCCAGUGUCUGGCCCGGCCUGCCCUCUGCCACAGAGCUGACGUCCACGGGUCUCUCAGCCUCUGGCCCUGAGGACGUCUCCAGCAGCGGUUCUCACGAGCGUGGUGGUGAGGCCACAUGGUCCGGAUCAGAGUUUGAGGUCUCCUUCCCGGACAGCCCAGGCACCCAGGCACAACCAGACCACCUGCCUCAGCUAACUCUUCCCGACAGCCUCAUCUCGGCAGCCUCACCGGAAGACGGCCUGUCUGCUGAGCUGCUCGAAGCGCAGGCUGAGGAUGAGCCGGCAAGCACAGAGAGCCCAGAGUGCAAGGCAGAGGCUGAGGGGGCAGGUGGCCAGGCCCUGCUCUCCACCCCUGAAUAACACCCUAGGCUGUGUCCAGGUCCCUGAUGGCAUUUCAUGAGGCUGAGACGGGGAGGAAGCCACUUAGGCCGCACUAUGCAGCUCAGCCCCUUGCCUGAUCCCGGCCCAGUGUGUGCAGCUUUCUAGGCAGUGGCUCCCGGUUGUGCAGGCACUUCUGCAGUUCGGGAGCUCAUGUGUGCCCAUAACCCCUGCUGGCGUCCAAGAGAUGACCUUCCAGCAUUGCUUCUGCCUGGUGGUCCUGGCUUUGGGGAGUCGGGCACUUGUUUUAGAGUCUCAGACGAGUCCUUCUGGGGUGGUGGGGAGCUGGGAGCAGCAGCCAGAUUAAGUUUUGCAGGAGCUGGGGUAGGAGAGGAAAAGGACUAUUUUGCUGCUUGGGUCAGGCAGAGAGCCUCAGUGGUUAGGAAGAGGAGACCAUCGGCAAGAGCAUCUUUAGGCCACAUUGUACCCUUAUGUCCAGUGCUUGCUCCUGCUCUGGUCACUAAGGCAGCCCAGGCAGCAGCAGGGUCCACACAGGGUCAGGUGUGAAGGAAGGAGGAGGAUUGAAGGGUGGAGUGAAGGAGGAAGGGUUGGGUGUGGAGUAUUUGCCUACAACUUGCUAGGGCUUGCCUUGAUUCUUCUUGUACAGCUCAGCUAGCCCCGUGUACUAGAAGGCAGCCCCACAUAGGGGACCCCUGAGGCCCCAGUUACCAUCUCUUGUAGAAGUCUCAUAUCCUCACCUCUGCUACACUGCAUAGCUGGCUCAGGCUGACUGACAUCUGCCAGUCACAGCUGGAGGAGAGAAGCAGUGAACUUGUCCAUCUCUCCUGGGGAGGAGGGUUGGAAAUUCUAGCCCUGUCAGCAGAGACUCACUUGUUCUGGGACCAUGAUGUCUCUUCCCCAGGGCCUACACCCCACAGUACCCCUAGUGGUGACUCCUGUCAGAUCCCAAACUUACACAACCAUCUCUUCUAAAUAUACAAGGCAUCCAGGCUGCCCAGUGGAGAAUACAGAUUGCGAAUUUAAAUUCACCAACCAAAGCCAGUCCUGACUGGACUUCUUGAACACAGCUCCCACCCUAAGGGGGAAUGAGGGGCCUGGACAACGGUGGGUAAAGGCCAUUCUGUUCUUUCCCAUAGUAUGGGAGGCUGUUCCCUCCACCCCCAGUGCCCAGAGUGGCUAAGACUAGGCGAGAUCUUGUGCUUUACCUGGUUGCUCCAGAAAGAGGAGGGUUCCAUGCAGGAAUAGCUCCUGAAGUCCCUCACCUGCCCACAUCUUGCCAAUUGCUACAAAAGCUGCCUCUGGCCUUGUCUUCUAGCUGCUACCCAGUUGAAAGUCCCACGUUUGCGGCUUGAUCUGUAAUGUGGGCACUUAACAGUGCAUUCAGGGUUCUAUUGGGCCGUCUGCUCAGGGGGAGGCACAGACCAAGUAUAUGCAGGGAGGGCCCCCAAUGAGCAAACUCUUCAAAUUUCUAGCACUGUGACUGCAUUUGAAGCAAGCCCUCGUCAAGCCUGUCAUGGCAGCUGAUAAGCCUGUCGAGCAGGGAGGUGUUGUGUCCAAAGCCAGGUCUGGAGCUGGGUUCUGGGAUUUUCUGGGAGCCGUGUCCACCUGUAGGAAUCCAGGAAGUAGAAGAGAAUCACCUGUUUGGAGGCCAGCUUCCCUGAACUUCAGCCUGGCAGUCUGGCCCGACAUCUCCCUCACCCUAGGACUCUGGCUCUUCCUCUCUCACUUUUACAUACUCCCUGCCCUGACCAGGGGGAUAAAAUGGGUACUGACGUUGAUGACUGUCAGGGUAAACAUGGAACCAGAAGUUUCUCUGUAAUCUGCUAUGAAGGAAAAUGACAAGUGAAAGAAAUAAAGGUGUAUUACACUUUGAAA